Messenger RNA from Didymosphaeria variabile, 816 nucleotides. RefSeq lists its product as uncharacterized. NCBI's taxonomy places the organism in Eukaryota, Fungi, Ascomycota, Dothideomycetes, Pleosporales, Didymosphaeriaceae. The record is from RefSeq and is a predicted model, not a curated record. Gene Ontology annotation, biological process: regulation of signal transduction. The transcript has 3 exons. Gene Ontology annotation, molecular function: protein phosphatase inhibitor activity. The coding region runs from base 1 to 816 and encodes 271 amino acids.
AUGACGCAGCAUUCCCCAGAGAUUCACUCGCCGUCGGCACACCCACAGCAGCGGCCAAAAGGCAUCCUCAAGAACUCGAGCUCAUUCCGCGGCCAGAGCUCCGUGUCUCCGACGAGCGAGGUCACUCCUCCGCCACUUGGCCAGACCGUCUCCAAUGAACGACCUGGUAUCGGUCGCGAGCUUUCUGAGAAGGAGAUCGUCCUUGAGAACACGCUGCGAAAUGCGGGCCCGCACCGCCGCUCUUCGUCGAACCCCCGCGGCCCCGGCUCCCGUCGCCAGUCCGGUACCAGCGUGCAGGCGGACGAGAACAGCCCUCGACUCAAAUGGGACGAGGCCAAUCUAUACCUUACCGAGCAAGAAAGGGACAGCACGAUGAAGAUCACCGAGCCCAAGACGCCCUACGCCCAGCAAUACGAUCCCACUGAGGACGAGGAAGAGAUCGAGAUGCUGAACGCGGAGGAACUCAAGGUAGAUGAGCUGGACGACAAGCCCAAGAAGCGCAAGCCGAAGAUGGACGACAUUCCCGACUUUGACCUGGGUGAGCCGGAGCUGGAAGCAGACAGCUCUCGGACUCCGGAGAGCGAGAGGCGCGUCAUUGUAGAGCCUGACGCUCCGGGCGAGGCCGGUCAUCACGACGGGGAUGAAUUCGCGCACAUGACUGCUGAGGAACGGGAAAAGCACGACAAGUUCGAGCAGCUGCGGAAGAAACACUACGAGAUGAAGAACGUCAAGGAUCUCUUGGGACACCCGGAAGCUAUUGACGAGGACGAGGACGACCAGCCAGAUCAGGUACCUCCGAUGCCCAAUGGCCAGUAG